CCUCGGGGAUUGGGGCGGAGUGGCUGUGGUGACCCGGCUUGGGCGGCGUCUCUGAGGAGCUGGCUGGCUUUGGGUUUCCCCCGGGAGGAGCUGUUUUGCGGCAGGCGGAGCUGCAGGCUGGGCAGGGCUUAGCCUGUGCGCUUCUGCUGGCCUCCUUUUCGCCCUCCCACCCGCACUGCAGUCUCCAGCCAGAGCCAUGGGCCGCCGAGCCCUCCUGCUCCUGCUUCUGUCUUUUCUGGCGCCCUGGGCCACCAUAGCCCUCCGGCCGGCCUUAAGGGCCCUCGGCAGCCUACACUUGCCAACCAACCCCACAUCCCUCCCGGCUGUAGCCAAGAACUAUUCGGUUCUCUACUUCCAACAGAAGGCCCUUGCUGCUGGGCACUUGCAUAUAUGUGUUAUCCAACUAAAUCAUUACAAGACUCCUCUGGUUGAUCAUUUUGGAUUUAAUACUGUGAAAACUUUUAAUCAGCGGUACCUAGUAGCUGAUAAAUACUGGAAGAAAAAUGGUGGAUCAAUUCUUUUCUACACUGGUAAUGAAGGGGACAUUAUCUGGUUUUGUAAUAACACGGGGUUCAUGUGGGAUGUGGCUGAGGAACUGAAAGCUAUGUUGGUGUUUGCUGAACAUCGAUACUAUGGAGAGUCUCUCCCCUUUGGUGACAACUCAUUCAAGGAUUCCAGACACUUGAAUUUUCUGACAUCAGAACAAGCUCUGGCUGAUUUUGCAGAGUUAAUCAAACACUUGAAAAGAACAAUCCCAGGAGCUGAAAAUCAACCUGUCAUUGCCAUAGGAGGCUCCUAUGGUGGCAUGCUUGCAGCCUGGUUUAGGAUGAAAUAUCCUCAUAUGGUAGUUGGAGCUCUUGCAGCUUCUGCCCCUAUCUGGCAGUUUGAGGAUUUAGUACCUUGUGGGGUAUUUAUGAAGAUUGUAACUACAGAUUUUAGGAAAAGUGGUCCACAUUGUUCAGAGAGCAUCCGCAGGUCCUGGGAUGCCAUUAAUCGACUCUCAAAUACUGGCAGUGGUUUGCAGUGGCUUACUGGAGCCCUUCAUUUAUGCAGCCCAUUAACUUCUCAGGACAUCCAACAUUUGAAAGACUGGAUCUCCGAAACCUGGGUGAAUCUGGCAAUGGUGGACUAUCCUUAUGCAUCUAACUUUUUACAGCCUUUGCCUGCUUGGCCUAUCAAGGUAGUGUGCCAGUAUUUGAAAAAUCCCAAUGUAUCUGAUUCACUGCUGCUGCAGAAUAUUUUCCAAGCUCUGAAUGUAUAUUACAAUUAUUCGGGCCAGGUGAAAUGCCUGAAUAUUUCAGAGACAGCAACUAGCAGUCUGGGAACACUGGGUUGGAGCUAUCAGGCCUGCACAGAAAUAGUCAUGCCCUUUUGUACUAAUGGUGUCGAUGACAUGUUUGAACCUCACUCAUGGAACUUAAAGGAACUUUCUGAUGACUGUUUUCAGCUGUGGGGUGUGAGACCAAGGCCCUCCUGGAUCACUACUAUGUAUGGAGGCAAAAACAUUAGUUCACACACAAACAUUGUUUUCAGCAAUGGUGAGCUAGACCCCUGGUCAGGAGGUGGAGUAACUAAGGAUAUCACAGACACUCUGGUUGCAGUCACCAUCUCAGAGGGGGCCCACCACUUAGAUCUCCGCACCAAGAAUGCCUUAGAUCCUACGUCUGUGCUGUUAGCCCGCUCCUUGGAAGUUAGACAUAUGAAGAAUUGGAUCAGAGAUUUCUAUGACAGUGCGGGAAAGCAGCACUGAGAAACUUUUGAUUGUUUUCAGUUUCUUCUUUUAUGUUCACACCACCACAUUCCCAUUCACUUUGAUUUUCUACAUGUAAUUACCUUCUUUUGUUUAUCAUUAGAUUUGAUGGGGCCAAGGUUGAGAUAGAAUAGAGGGUGAUGACGGUAAGAACAACUGCCCCAUGAAUGUGAUUUCCUGGGUUCUUACUGUCUUUACACCAUGUCUAGGAAGAAUCUUCUUGAUAGCUCUCCCACACCGUCAGUGGCGCUCAUAACUGGAGCAGAGUUCCUGAUUGCUUUUCAUAAGAGGGAGAGUUACUUUCUUUGUAUUUCUGCAAAGCAGAGAUUUCUCUUUGGUUUUGAGGUUGAAGUGUCUUUGGCCCAUGUGUAAGUCCCCAUCCCUAUCCUACACAAAGUAAAAGCAGAAGAUAGAUAAAAAAUGAUGUAAUUGCAGCUGGUAGGAUGUCUGGUGCCAAUCCAGGAAGUGAGAGCCAUUUCUUUUGUACUGGAUUUAAUGACUUUGAAUUGUGCUGUAAAUAAAGACUACAGCUGGACCUUA
Nomascus leucogenys (northern white-cheeked gibbon) is the source of this 2290-nucleotide messenger RNA. NCBI's taxonomy places the organism in Eukaryota, Metazoa, Chordata, Mammalia, Primates, Hylobatidae. The record is from RefSeq and is a predicted model, not a curated record.